CCUCUUCCUUCGUGUAAUUCCUUGGCUUCGAUGCUCUUCCUCUUCUUCACGUCCGUGUAAUUCCUUACCUGCAAUCUCCUUCUGCUUUAAAACUCAGGCGAGCAGACUUAAUACUCUUAUCUCCUAUUUUCUCCACAACAGCAACCCCAUGAGAAAAAAAGCAGAUAUGUCUGAAAAAGGUGAUUUACUUUCUACUGAACAAACAGAAAAAAGAGAACCACGAACUGAAAACAAAGCUGAAAAUAGUGAGGACGAUGAAGAGGAGGAAGAAGAAGAAGAGGAAAAAGAAAAGAGCCUCAUUGUUGAAGGAAAGCGAGAGAAGAAGAAAGUAGAAAGAUUGACAAUGCAGGUGUCUUCAUUACAGAAGGAACCUUUUACAAUUACACCAGGAAAGGGUCAAAAACUUUGUGAAAUCGAAAGAAUACAAUACUUUUUAAGCAAGAAGAAAACUGAUGAACUUCGAAAUUUGCACAAACUUCUUUACAACAGACCAGGCACAGUUGCUUCAUUGAAAAAGAAUGUAGGACAGUUCAGUGGCUUUCCAUUUGAAAAAGGAAGUGAUCAAUACAAGAAAAAGGAAGAAAUGCUGAAAAAAUACAGAAAUGCAAUGCUAAAAAGCAUAUGUGAAGUUCUUGAUUUGGAAAGAUCAGGAGUUAACAGUGAACUGCUAGCAAGAAUUUUAAAUUUCCUAAUGCAUCCAAAACCUUCAGGCAAGCCAUUGCCAAAAUCCAAGAGAACAUCCAAAAAAGGCGGUAAAAAAGAACGUAGUAGCUCUGGAACAGCACGGAAAGCCAAACGCACCAAAUGUCCUGAAAUCCUGACAGAUGAAUCUAGUAGUGAGGAUGAUGAAAAGAAAAGGAAAGAUGAAUCAUCUGAGGAAGAUAAAGAAAGUGAAGAAGAGGAAAAAACCUUGCGACCUAAAAAAACAACAAAGAAAGAAAAACCCAAACAAAAAGUAGCUUCAAAAAGCAAAAAGGGUUCAAAAAAUGCUAAUGUUAAGAAAGCAGAUAGCAGUACAACCAAGAAGAGUCAAAAUUCUUCCAAAAAAGAAAGUGAAUCUGAGAAUAGUUCAGAUGACGAGCCUUUAAUUAAAAAAUUGAAAAAGCCACCCACAAAUGAAGAAUUGAAAGAAACUGUGAAGAAACUACUUGCUGAUGCAAAUUUGGAGGAAGUUACUAUGAAACAAAUUUGUAAAGAGGUAUAUAAAAACUAUCCCAGUUAUGACUUAUCUGACAGAAAAGAAUUCAUCAAAAAGACAGUGAAAGAGCUCAUUUCAUGAUCUAAUGGGAAGAAAAUGAAGGCUACAGUCUUGUUCUCCUGGAUUUAAAUAUUUUACAAAUACCAGCAAAAUGUAAACUUCAUUAUUUUUGUUCUGAUUUUUGUUUUGCUCUUUUGGUAUUAGUAUUAGUCGGAGAUGACUAUUGGCUUAAUGUUCUGAGUGUUGAUGGGAUUUACCAACUUUUUAAAAAAUGAGUUUAAUAUAAUUCCUAAAUUUUGCAUGAUAAUACAUGUCCCCUACUUUUACUUUGUACAUUAUGAUAUUUCUUUGUAAAAGUAGUCAUAUAGCUAUUGUAAGUCUUAGUGUAAAAUGUAGAGAUUUUUUUAAGAGAACAAUAUGAAAGCUGUUGUAUUAAUGCAUACACAUGCAGAGACUGUUAAAUACUGCAGCAUUGGGCAUUUAUUUUGAAUACACCCCCAUUUUCUAUCAGGAGCUGGUCACAUGCCCUGACUAGGAGUGCUGCUGUUUUACUCUCUUGCAUGUGUAUACAGCUGAAAAUUGUAAAGCAUGAUCAAUCACAAAUAGAUAUUAUUUUUGUACUUUUAAAAGCUUUUGUAUAUAAGCUUCAGAUUUCUUUGCUUAAAACCAAGUUAAGAAAGAAAAAUGUGUUUUAAAUGAUUUAUGACCAGUAUCAGUGUUUAUGAAUCAAGUUGUGAUUAAGUAGGAAGUAAAUAUAAUCACCAUACAAAAGAUAACACAUUUGUUUUUGGAAGAAAUUUAAUUUUCACUCAUUUUUCAGUCUUUAACUGAGUGCAGAGGAUUAUACCUCUAAAGACUUAAUGCAAUAUCCUAUAUUGUUAAUUCAUAAAAAAAUGAUUUUGAUUUCUAAAAUGUUUUUUCCAAGGUGGGUAGUAAUAAAAAUCUCCCUUUUAAUAUUUCAGAGUAGAAUAUUGACCAUUUAUCUGGUGUCAGUUAAACAGUUUAGUAUUCUUGCAAAACUGCAUCCUUAUUUUGAACUCUCAGAAUCUGUAAUUGAGAGUAUGCAUACUUAAAUACAUUAAAUUUAAGUGGCUCCUGCUUAGUAUGAUACUCCUAAAUUAAAAUCUCAAUUUUACAAAUAAUUGUUCAUGAAAUUUUUAUUCCAUUCCGGAAUGAAGUACCUGUUCACAAAAAUCCUUUAACGAGUCAGAUGAUCAUGUGUUAAAAGUUCUAGCAAAUGCCAAAUAAAUGUGUCAUAAAGUGAAAUCAAGUAUAACUAAUUUCUCCAUGACUGUAUUGAUUAAAAUGAUUGCAGGUUUUAAAUAAUAUACUAAUAUGUAGUUAGGGAAUCAUAGAUCUAUAUUCCAAAAUAUUGUUAAUUGAUUGACCUCUAUCAUUUUUACCACUUUCUUUGCAUGCAGUCAUUUUUAUUAAGCUGAGUGUAACAGUUUUUUAUUCAAUAAAUGUCUUUAAGGAAAAUGUACACUGAUAUUUUAAUACAUGUACAGUAAAACUUGAUACAGAA
Molecule: messenger RNA, 2723 nt
Organism: Protobothrops mucrosquamatus (brown spotted pit viper)
Lineage: Eukaryota; Metazoa; Chordata; Lepidosauria; Squamata; Viperidae
Gene: DEK
Product: DEK proto-oncogene
Exons: 11
Coding region: 149-1279 (376 amino acids)
Biological process (GO): regulation of double-strand break repair; chromatin organization
Cellular component (GO): nucleus
Molecular function (GO): DNA binding; histone binding
Source: RefSeq, a predicted model, not a curated record